GAUCACAGUUCCUGAGGUUCGAGACUCACCCACUGUUCCUCGUACAGCUAUGGCCAAGCAGUUCUGGGCCGCCCGUCUUUUCCCACUGUUUCUAGCUGCCUUGGCUCAGGAGACUCUGAAUCCUCAAAAAACAAAGGUGGAUUGCAACAAAGGGGUGGCUGGCACCAUCUAUGAGUAUGGAGCCAAGACCCUGAACGGUGGGGAGUAUGUUCAGUUCCAGCAGUAUGCAGGAAAGCACAUCCUCUUUGUCAAUGUGGCAUCCUUCUGUGGCCUGACAGCUACUUAUCCUGAACUGAACACAUUGCAGGAGGAGCUGAGGCAGUUCAAUGUCAUUGUUUUGGGCUUCCCUUGCAACCAGUUUGGAAAACAAGAACCUGCAAAAAACUCAGAGAUCCUUCUUGGACUCAAAUAUGUGCGUCCAGGAGGUGGCUAUGUCCCCAAUUUCCAGCUCUUUGAGAAAGGGGAUGUGAAUGGAGAAAAUGAACAAAAGUUUUAUUCUUUCCUAAAGAACUCCUGCCCUCCCACCUCUGAACUUUUGGGAUCUUUAGAAUAUCUCUUCUGGAAUCCCAUGAAGGUCCAUGACAUCCGCUGGAACUUUGAGAAGUUUCUGGUGGGAUCUGAUGGGGUCCCUGUCAUGCGCUGGUUCCACAUGACUCCUGUUAGCACUGUCCAGUCAGACAUCAUGGAGUACCUAAACCAAACCCAUACCCGAUAGGAUAUGCUUUACAAAUAUUGUCUUUGCUCCACUCCAUCACCAGCCUCCAGAUGACCAAAGCAUACAACACUACCUGUGUCCCUACUAAUGCAUGUGUGAACAGCUCUGUAUGAAUGUAUACAGAAGGGCAUCUGUAGUAGGCAUGUACAUGCAUUGAAAAUUAAGUCAAAGAGAAUCUAUUUACCCAAAUAUCUGACUCUGCUAUAUCAAGUUUUCCUAAUCUAUUCCAAAAGGAAGUCAUAUUUUAGAGUUGAUGAUCCAGACAAUCCCAUUCAUCUAAAAAAGCAACCUCUCAAAGGUCCUACUCUAUCUGUCAUUCACUGUCUCGAUGAGUUAAAAGAAGUGAAAAUGGGUAGCAAGAUCCUUUGGGUUCCCUUCCCAGCCUCCUCUCAAGCUGGGCAUGUUUUGUCAAGCUCUUCUGUCUAGCCCCCUUGGUGGCACAUCAUCCUGUAGUUUUCUUAGGGAAUUCUGAAGGCUGAGAGUAGAA
This is a messenger RNA of Onychomys torridus (southern grasshopper mouse), 1202 nucleotides long. Its product is annotated as glutathione peroxidase 6. Gene Ontology annotation, biological process: response to oxidative stress. The transcript has 5 exons. The record is from RefSeq and is a predicted model, not a curated record. Gene Ontology annotation, molecular function: glutathione peroxidase activity. Bases 50 to 715 code for a protein of 221 amino acids. Lineage: Eukaryota; Metazoa; Chordata; Mammalia; Rodentia; Cricetidae.